Messenger RNA from Daldinia vernicosa, 1817 nucleotides. Its product is annotated as ubiquitin-conjugating enzyme/RWD-like protein. Bases 519 to 1220 code for a protein of 233 amino acids. Gene Ontology annotation, molecular function: ubiquitin conjugating enzyme activity. NCBI's taxonomy places the organism in Eukaryota, Fungi, Ascomycota, Sordariomycetes, Xylariales, Hypoxylaceae. The transcript is spliced from 3 exons. The record is from RefSeq and is a predicted model, not a curated record. Gene Ontology annotation, biological process: proteasome-mediated ubiquitin-dependent protein catabolic process; protein polyubiquitination.
GGUGUGAUUACCUCAUUGGUGAGGAUCCCAUUUAAGGGACGAGUCAGGCGCCGAGGAAUCGCGGUUCCGAUACAAGACUUCCAUAAGAUAACACAAUCCGACAAGUCUUCGUCAGUCACAUUCGAAUUCAAUCCCACCCAGUCCAAUCUCAAGUACCAUUCAACAACCCCUUUACUACCUAACUACAUCGGGCAGAACAAGUUCCAAAGUCAACAAGUGCUUCUCACGAUUUGCACGGCUUUUCUGUCGCGUGGCGUUUCUAGUCACUUCGUUCAUCCGGCACGAGGCAUCGCAUAAUCCAGCCGUGUGUUGCCUUGUCCUACGUUCCCAAGUCUCUCUUUAACUUUGCAAAUUUUUUUUAUUUUUUCUUUCAUUCCAAGUCAUCAGCCUGGUGGCGUUUUCAUUGAUAAGACUCUUCUCCAAGUUCUACUCCGGGGCACGCGAGUUACAUCCUCCUGUCGCACCGGACUCACGAUACCCUCCCUAUCCAUACCACAAGCUUAAAUCUACAUUUCGCCAUGUCGUCGUCAAGACUUGCUGGUGGUGCUAAGCACCGGCUGAUGUCCGAGAUGCAAGAGCUCUCAAAAGAGAAAUGGGUAAACAUCGAUUUGGUGAAUGGCAAUAUCCUACGUUGGCGCCUUGGUCUUAUUGUCGUUAACCCUGACAGCGCAUUUAACGGGGGCUACUUUAAGGCCGAGAUGACCUUCACCGAAGAGUAUCCCUACCAGCCGCCGACCUUUAGAUUUCUAAUUCCCAUCUACCACCCCAACAUCUAUCCCGACGGCAAACUGUGCAUCUCCAUUCUGCAUACUCCCGGCGAAGAUAUCAUGUCUGGGGAGCAGGCUAGCGAGCGAUGGUCUCCUUUACAAGGUGUUGAGUCUGUGCUCCGGUCCGUCCUCCUCCUUUUGGAUGAUCCCGAGAUCAACUCUCCGGCAAAUGUAGACGCCAGCGUAACGUACCGGGACAAUCGCGCCACCUACAACAGGAAAGCCAGGGAAAUUGUCGACAAGUCAAAGAGCGACAUUCCGAGCGACUUCGUGAUGCCAACCAGCCUCGAACCCCCGCCACCACCGAAGCCGGUAGACGACGAUGCUGCAUUUUGGGACGAAAGUGACGAAGAACUCGAUUUCGGAGGUAGCGACACCGGCGACGACGCGGAAUUAGCAGAGUUUGAUGAAGAUGGCGAGGAUGACGGCGCUAGCGACGACGACGACAACUGAUAUCAGCCCGCUCUACGCAACAUUUAACAUCCAUUACUCGACCUCUAAGAAUGGGCCGGCAAAGCAUUUUCUGACCCAGUACACAAUUGCAUAGCGGGGGUAAGGCGUUUAUGGAUCUCUUGCACCUUUGGCGCGCGUUUCGGUUCGUCUUUUCGUCGCAUUGGAUUACCAACAAUCGACUUUCGCAUCUUCUUUCAGAUAGAGGAGGCUCCAUGAUGAAACGUGGGCGCCGAAGACCUUUCUCAGCUACUACUAAUUUGUAGCCAAAUCUUUGAGAACCCUCCACCGUGUUUAUAGAUGAGGGACGGUUGUCACUUGGGUAUAAACGCAACCAUACUAAUCACGCGUUACCCUUUCGUCCAACUUUAAGAAUGUCAUAUUUAAGUUAUCAAAACGGCAGUGCUUACUUAAGGCACUUAAUACCGUGCAUAUAGCAAUUCUACUACACAUCACUUCUUACAUAUUAUAGAAUGAAUGUCUUUGUACAUACAUUCUUAGGUAGUUAUAAGUCUUGCCCAUCACAUGUGAAAUGAAAAUAUCAUAUAUAAUAUGACCAAAUACCUAUUUAUCAUGUUACACCGAACUAGCUCUGCUGCU